GUAGUUUUAUAUGGAAAAAAUCGCUCUGCACCGCAACGCUAGAUGCAACAAAUACUGACGACAUAUCCCAAAGAAACCCGGAAAAGUGCUGUUCGAGGAGGGUUUUGUUGAAAGCUACUACCACACAGAUUCUGAGUAGACUGUGAGUGUGCAUGGGCAGUUAGUACAGGAUGGAGGAGUUCCCAGAGAGCUUUAACCAGCUGGAACUGCUGAAGACCCACGACCACCUGAUCCCCCGCGGAGCAUGCAGCCUCUGGCCGGGAGACGAAGGAGAGGAAGAGGAGGAGGGGGAAAGGAGUGAAGAGUGGUGUCAGCAGAAGGAGGAGAAGCUGAAAGACCGACCGGAGGAGCUAAUGCUGUGGGCGGCAGAGAAUAACAGACUGCCAACGGUGAAGCGGCUGCUCUCGGUCGACCCCUUGCUUGCGCAUUGCCAGGACGAGGACGGCUAUACUCCGUUGCACCGUGCGGCCUACGGAGGUCACGCCGCCACGGCCUCUACCCUGUUGGCAGCGGGCACCGAAGUUAACUCCCGCACUGCCGACGGCUGGACGCCCCUACACAGUGCCUGUCGCUGGGGCCAAGUUGCCACUGCGUCCCUCCUGUUGCGCCAAGGGGCGGAGUUGAACGCCCAGACGAACGGCGGCCUCACAGCGCUCCAUCUAGCUGCCUCCCACCCUGGACCGGGCUCCGCCCACACACUGGAGUUCCUCCUAUCGCAGCGCCACAUCAAGGCGGAGCUUCAGAGCAAUAGCAGGGAGACGGCUAGUGAAAUCGCACGCCGCAGUGGACCGCAUCACUUCCUGUUUGAGAUGGUUGAGGACUGUAACAGUGUGCGGUCUCCCCGGUGACCUCUCCCUUCUCACACACACACACACACACACACACACGUACAUCAGCUCUUAUUUACCUCUACCCAGGGGCCUUCAUGGAAGACAAGACAGUGUUCCAAGAAGUGUCUUAUGAACGUAUGAACAGUCACGUACACCACCACAUAGUCUUUCUUUGCAGUCCUGGGAGGAAACCUCAAUAUGAUGACAGUUUAUCUCAUAUAUUCUCUGUAUGCUUUAUUUGUCUUGAGUCCCAAAUGGCAACAUAUUCUGUACAUAGUGCACUACUUUUGGGUCCUGGUCAACUAGUGCACUGUGUAAGGGAAUAGGGUGCCAUUUGGGAUGCAGACCCUAAUAGCUGGGUACUUGGAAUGGGUUGAAAAUAAGUGGUCCAAUUAGCAUCCUCAGAUACUAUGGGUAAUUUUUUGCAUGGAAAUCCACAUGGUCAGACUGUACUUUGGAUUAGUUCAUCUUGUGAUUGGGUGAAGGUGAUCCAAUUUCUGACUUAAAUUAUUUUAUUUUUAAAUAAUGCCCGUCAUUACAGACGUAGGCUCAAAUGGGUUUCAGCGGUGGGAUGACUAAUAUUGUGAAAUGAAGCAGAUCAGUCUGGGUUCCAGGCUAAAUUGUGUGUGCUGGAGUAAUGUUUCUCAUUGGUCUCUGAGCAUUGGGGGUGUAUUCAUCUCAUUUAUUGAAUUGAUUGUUGAGCGUUGUGGCCAUUUUAGAUGUGUCAUGAUUUAUUCAAAUUCUAUGCUAAUUCUACAGCUAAUUUGUUAGUCAUCCAAGUGUCAUCCGUGCUCGCUGUAGAAAUAAAAAUGAAACAAGUCUAAAUCUUUAGUGACGUUUCCCUUAAUGCCUUUGAAUGUCCCAUCUCCCUUUACAAAUAAUGGCUGCCAUUUUGAUAGCGCUUACCAAACACGAGAUAUUAUUCAGAACCGCGUUCAUUUCCAAAUGUUUGUUUUGCCUCUGGGAUGUCCAUGGGAAGAUGUCUGAAGUGUGUCUAUGCCCAGCUUCAAACUCGCUUGGGCUAAAGUGCUCUGCCAUGUUUUUGUAACUUCUGGUUGUUUUUGAUCAAAUCACCUUGAUUUUUGUCCUAAAAUGGGUUGUCAGACCUGUCACUAUCCAGCCGUGCUACAAAGGACAGAAGUAUGGUCAUCAAAAGGUAACUAGAGAUAAGCAGAAGGAGAGUCGAUGCUCCGGCGGUGACGCUUCCCCCUAUGUACAGAGCUAGGAUCAGCUUCCCCUUCCUCUAUCCUAACUUACCCAUUAUUGGGGUAAAUGCGAAAUUGACCCAAGGUCAGUGUGUAGGGGCAACUUCACCCUACUCUGAGGGUCAACUUUGAGUGACAGUUUUACUUCUAAUUGCUAAGAUACCAUAUUAGGCUACCCACAAAACGUUAACGCACAACUGAAUCUAAUAACCAACUUCUCAGAUUAAAAAGGUUAAAAACAGCCUAUGUAGCAUUAAUAUUAGUCAAACAUUUGUUUGUGCCAAAAUUGACUGAAGUGUAAGUAGGAUAAUUUUGGUCAUAUAAGCCAGUAUAUUCCAAAACAGAGUUUUGUGAGAUUUGUGUAAUGGAGUUCGUCAUGACUUGCAUGAGGGUUGGGCUUGGAUUACAAUGAUACCCACUUUCUCACUAACACAAGAUGGUAGAAUUGUCAUGCCCAGAGAAACGGCUGUGCUGACUGCGCUCUAUCCAAUCAUAGCAUAGCAUAGACAUUGGGCUUGUUCGACAUUUGCAGACGACAGUGCAAGCAACUGCCGACUGAUCUACAAAUCAUUUAGCAGCAUAAAUAACUACUCAUUAUUAUUUGUAGAUCAGUCACCACAAUGCAUCAUGGAUUUGAUGCUAUUGAGACAGCCUUGCCCAUUACGCAGCGCCACAGACCUGUUUACAUAAGACAACACGGCGCCAGUGUUAUGUUGUUGAAAGAACAUUUGGCCUCUACGCCCUUUUAUGGGGUGGCCAAUUGCUGAGGUUUUGAUAGUGAUCACUCGAGUCUGCUACAUUUUUGGACAAAAUGAGAUUUGAGAUGAUGCACUGCCACUUGUCAAAAUUCCAUUUGCGAGCGUCUUGUGUCCCGCCGUGACCUGUUUUGUAUCAUGAUUCGCUAUCAAACACUGUCAGACAGACACACUGGAUAGUGAGAAAGUUGUAAAUAAAACAAAACAGCAACAAAGCGCACACAUCGCUUCUCGCAAAUGACUUUAUAAGCUUAUUUAGCUAACGUGGCCCGGCAGCUUAAUGUGCAUGCUAGCUACUACUAGCUUCAUUGACAAAUAAACUGUAUGCAGGGCACCGACUAGUUUUUCAUGCACAUUUUCUUACUUGAGAAGUACUGCACCAAACAACUUAGCUAGAUGUAAAAUUGUGCUAUUAAGACAUUGGCAAAAAUGUCAAUUUAUUACAGGUUUCUUGAUUUAUCUUAGAUUCAUUCUGACUAUUUGGAGGAAGUGAGUGACAGAUGUUGCUACGGUGACUCGGGAGGGACAAAACACAAACAUAACACACCCACAUCGAACCACACCCCCAAGACCCAAAAUCUCAUGUAUUCAUAAUGAGCACCAGAAAAACACACGCAGAGUCAUUGUGUUCAGUCAGUCUCCCUUUAAGCUGCAUGUCUUCAAAACCUUUCCACUGCUCCGUCAAUGUCUGUGAGACGAGGCUGAUUUUUAGUUAUGCAAAUGUUGUUGUUCAAUCGCAAGAUAAUUGUUCUGUAUUUUUUUUUUAAGUAUGAUAAUUGUACAUGCCGUGCACAAAGUAGCAAGUAAAGAAGAUCUGAGUGACUUACCUGUUGUCAUGGGAACUGGGAGAGUCUGCUGUUCUGCGGUACAUAUGUGGGCGCAGCCAUGUUAAAAUACUCACACUGUCCUGUUUCCUCCCACACACACACGCACACACCCAAACCUAGCCCUUGGGUAUUUAUGUAAAAAGGAUUGUUUGUACCUACAGUCCAUUUAGCCUUUCAAAUGCCUGGGCACUAGGGGGAUAGGGACUGAAAAUGGAUUUGGAAUGGAGCAGUUGCAGUCUAACGGACCCUGGGUCAUAUUAAUUAGGGCACACUGUACCAAAAUGUUUUGCAAUAGAAAACUAGUGUUUCUUGUUGGACAAGUUAAGAUAGGUGGUUAGGGUGGGGGAGGGGGGGAGCUGAUCCUAGUUCUGUACCUAAAGGAUACUUCACCUUGGAGCGAGAGCAGAUGGACUAACAGCCCUAAUACACUUCAUGUUUGACCAAGAGAUGCAACUGAAAUGCUAAACAGUAGAAGUCCUGCAACUUCUUCAAGGUGCUCAUUCAGAAAGCAACCGCUGAAUAUGCAUGUUAAAACCGAAACACUUGAAAAGAGGACAAAUUGAGCUUGAUUGUUGUUUAAUGUCUGAACAUUUUGCUGCUCAAUGACAAGUUGUCAUGCAUGCUCGCUGUGGAAAAACAAAUACAUCUUUUGUUCAAAUCUCUGUUUAUUCAAUCUUCAUAGUGCAUCAACCUCGUCUGGUUCCUUCACUGACUGAGACCGAUAUGCUUUGACCGUGAGAUGCAAGAGAUCCUUCUGUUCUCAAAGGAGCAGCACAUCAAAACUGGACAGAUUUUUAUCCCUUUUUAAAGUUCUACUCUUCUAAUGUAGCAGAUCCAAAACUACGCUAGUAGAAAGUUUGCCCUGUGUGCCAAAUGGCACCUUUUUUUUUAUUUUAGUGCAUUACUUUUGACAAGCCAUAUGGUGCUCUGUGCACUAAAAGUGAAUAGUGCACUAAAAAAGUCCACUAAAAGGGGAAUAGGGUGCCAUUUGGGGCAAACCCUUAGCCACGACAUGCAAAGGAAGCAGUCAAGCUGUGUUUGUUGAAGUCAUCGCAAAGGUUUCCUAAGUAAAGGAUCAAAGCUUAACUAAACCACCGAGCCCAUGGAAGGUUGCAGGAUACUAAUGGGCACUAGCUAGAUCUGUUUGGCAUAAGUUGUAUCUCGAAAUCAAACAUAAAAACCCUAAACACACAGAUUCCUAAUGUCCUUGAGUGAUAAAGCACCAUGUAGAUCCUUGACUUCAAACAGGCUGCGGGAGGCUUUGAAGAGUAAUCAUAGGAGGACCACUAACUGCAGUGCGGCAGCCGUAGCCCUUUCAACUCUUCAGACCCGCACUUUCAUUCAGUGGGGAAAAGAAAAGUGUGUCCUUUAAUGUUAUAUACUCCCACACCUCUCUUAAGUUAACCCCUGAGCGUGGCUCCUGGCUCAGUGGCUGUCACCCAGGGCAAUAGAGGAAAUUGCUCUGAACCCUGUAUUCUUAUUUUCUCAAAGCUAUCUUUCUCCUUGUGGUGUCCAUGGUGACAGGUGGGAUUAUUGUGGAAUGUCAGGGGAGCGGAUGAUGACACGGUUUCCCUUGAAUGAAAAGACUGGGUCUGUGUGAGAAUAUACAUUUUUUUUUUUGUGGUGGUAUUGCAGAUUGUGCGUUCUAUCAAUGUAAUUAUCUAAAAAUGUCCAAUCCCCAUUUUUUUUUAUUACUUAUUUCCUUUAUUUUCCCCCAAGCCUACCACCCCUCCCCAAACGUAUUACAAAUAAAAAACAUACCUUAUUUACAUAAGUAUUCAGACCCUGAA
Messenger RNA from Oncorhynchus kisutch (coho salmon), 5407 nucleotides. It is a transcript of the gene ankrd49, whose product is annotated as ankyrin repeat domain 49. NCBI's taxonomy places the organism in Eukaryota, Metazoa, Chordata, Actinopteri, Salmoniformes, Salmonidae. The coding region runs from base 171 to 848 and encodes 225 amino acids. The record is from RefSeq and is a predicted model, not a curated record. Gene Ontology annotation, molecular function: protein binding. The transcript is spliced from 3 exons.